AUGACCAAUAAUAUUCCUCCUCCAAUAAUGACUUCAGCCAACACUACUAAUUCUAAUACUACUACUACUACUGCAACCACUAAUGUCAGCAAAACCUCCUCUCCUUCAUACAGUGAAUCCCCACUGGUAAUGAUGAAACCAGCAGGUGCAAGUCUUGGUGCUCCAGCUUCCCUCAAUCCUCAUCAUCAUUCUCCUAACAUUGGGCCUCAUACUUCUUCUACCACUAAUACUAAUUGUACUACAAAAAGUCUAACUGAUGAAGACAGCAGCAUUUCAAAUCAUCACGAAGAAGAGCACAUUGCCUCACAUGAGGAUAUUCCUCAACAACAUCCAAAUGAUCACAUGUUUUCCCAAUUUGUGUUUCCACCUGUGAAACAGAUGAACACAAAGACAUUACAAAAUGAAUUCAAUGACGACGCCAUGUUAGAAUCCAAUUCACUCUCUCAUCAUUUUCAUGAACAACAUGAACAUCAUGAACAACACACUCCUUCACAACCAUUAUUACCUCAUGAGAAACAUGUCUCUUCCACUAUUUCCAAGAAGAGAAGAAAAAGUGUCAUUUCAGUGGUUCCUCAUCAGAUUACCUUUCAUCCUCAUCAUCCCAUAUCUGCAAGCGCUCUCUCUCAUUCAUUAAGGAAACAUUCCAUUUCAUCGACGGAAUAUCAUCAUUUAAUGUCUUCUCUGAACUCACAAAAGAAAUCUUUUUCACACCAACGCCAACAACAACAACACUCUUCCAGCACGACUACUUCAUCCACAACAACAACAAGCACCUCAAAAAGUUCCUCACUUUCCACUACUUAUUCAUCCAAUACUAAUACUGUCGCCACUACUGCUUUUAAUCAUCAUGAAAAAGAUGAUGUCUUUGGCAUUCGAGAGCAAAUGAUGUUGAUGGAUCAAUGUAGUCAGACUUCCAUUAUUGAUGAAAAUACGAUCAUGUCUAUGGAUGACAAUGGUGAGGAGGAAGAGGAGGAGGAUGGUACCCAUUCCUAUCAUCGUCAUCACCAUGGAUUUAAUCAUCCUCUCCAUUUUCACAAGGACCAAAAUUCUUCACUGUUAAACUCGAAGGGUCUUCGAAGAUUGUCAUUUGUGGACAUUGAUUUGGAGAAUUUGUUGAAACAAAAGAUUCAAUAA
This is a messenger RNA of Naegleria fowleri, 1134 nucleotides long. RefSeq lists its product as uncharacterized. NCBI's taxonomy places the organism in Eukaryota, Heterolobosea, Eutetramitea, Acrasida, Naegleriidae. The record is from RefSeq and is a predicted model, not a curated record. The coding region runs from base 1 to 1134 and encodes 377 amino acids. The transcript has a single exon.